AUGAAAUCUCUUGCCGUUGCUGCGAUUGCCACUCUCCUGACCACCGCUCCGUCGUUCACAAGAGCCUUGUGCCCUUUCAAGCGCGAGGCUGGUACUGGCAAAGGAGACAUCGACCUGGCAUCUGUGAAUCCGAGCAAGCUCCGACAGAUUCUUGAAAAGCGGGAUCUCCGCGAUGUACCCGUUAACCACGAAGAUGAACCGGGUCUCAACAAGAGACAGUUUACCGCCUUCAACGAAAAUCAGGAAAUCGACGUUUCAGGUGUGCAUGCCUGGACACCACCGGGGCCAAAUGACAUCCGAGGUCCUUGCCCUGGACUCAAUGCACUCGCCAAUCACGGAUACCUUCCACGAAGUGGUGUGGUCGGGCUUGUACAAGGCGCAACUGCGGUGCAGCAGGUGUAUGGUCUUGCAUUCAGCUUCGCCCUUCCACUGAGCCUCUAUGCAACUCUCGUUGACGGUGAUCCAAUAGCACAGACUUGGAGCAUUGGCAAGGCUCCGCCUCCGUUACUGGGCUUGCCUAUCAUCGGUAAUGGUGAUGGGCUCAGUGGCAGUCACAAUAAAUACGAAGGAGACGCUAGUCCUACCAGAGGAGACUAUUACUUAAAUAGCGGAGAUGUGAGCACUCUGCGCGUUCCAUUGUUCAAAGCUCUUUACGACCUCGCAAAGGAUGACCCUGUACCAAACUAUGAUCUCAGAGUCCUGGCCAAGCAUCGCAAGUACACUUUAGAAAACUCUAUUAGUACCAACCCAUACUUCUUCUGGCCCCCAUUUGCAGGACCUGCAGUGUCCAAUGCAGCUCACACUUUCAUUCCCGCUCUGAUGUCCAAUCAUUCAGCCGAAUACCCCAACGGCAUCCUGGAUAAAGAGACCCUCAAAGAUUUCUUCGCAAUAACAGAGAAUCCAGACGGCUCUCUCUCCUACAGGCCCGGAUACGAGCGCAUCCCAUACAACUGGUACCGCCGACCCCUCGGCCCACAAAACGAGUACACUACCCUCUCCUUCGCCCAAGACCUAGUCGUCCUUGCGCAAACCGCCCCCGGCGUUGUCGCCGUUGGCGGCAACACCGGAACCGUCAACUCCUUCGCCGGGGUCAAUCUAGCCGACAUCACCGGUGGCGCCUAUAACACGCAGGACCUGCUCAACCCUCGGAAAUUUGUCUGCUACUUCUACCAGAUCUCGCUCGCGGUCGUGCCGGAUAUUUUGAGGAGCAAGCUCCUCGGCACUGUCCUAGCCACGGCAUUGAACCUGUUGCAGAACCAAUUGCAGCCGUUUAUUGACCCGAAUUGUGCCAAGAUCGCAAACUAUAACGAUGAUUUUGCGGCGCAGUUUCCUGGGGCGGCGCUGCCUUGA
Molecule: messenger RNA, 1350 nt
Organism: Endocarpon pusillum Z07020
Lineage: Eukaryota; Fungi; Ascomycota; Eurotiomycetes; Verrucariales; Verrucariaceae
Exons: 5
Coding region: 1-1350 (449 amino acids)
Molecular function (GO): peroxidase activity
Source: RefSeq, a predicted model, not a curated record